AUGACAUUCCCUAGCCUCAAGCAGCCGCUUACCAUGCCAUUCCCUAGCCCCAAGCAGCCUCUUAUCAUGCCAUUCCCUAGCUCCAAGCAGCCGCCUACCAUGCCAUUCCCUAGCACCAAAAAGCCACUUACCAUGCCAUUCCCUAGCACCAAAAAGCCACUUACCAUGCCAUUCCCUAGCCCCAAGCAGCCGCUUACCAUGCCAUUCCCUAGCCCCAAGCAGCCGCUUACCAUGCCAUUCCCUAGCCCCAAGCAGCCGCUUACCAUGCCAUUCCCUAGCUCCAAGCAGCCUCUUACCAUGCCAUUCCCUAGCUCCAAGCAGCCACCUACCAUGCCAUUCCCUAGCCCCAAGAAGCCACUUACCAUGCCAUUCCCUAGCCCCAAGCAGCCACUUACCAUGCCAUUCCCUAGCCCCAAGCAGCCGCUUACCAUGCCAUUCCCUAGCCCCAAGCAGCCGUUUACCAUGCCAUUCCCUAGCCCCAAGCAGCCUCUUACCAUGCCAUUCCCUAGCCCUAAGCAGCCACUUACCAUGCCACUCCUUAGCACCAAGCAGCCACCUACCAUGCCAUUCCCUAGCCCUAAGCAGCCACUUACCAUGCCAUUCCCUAGCCCCAAGCUGCCGCUUACCAUGCCAUUCCCUAGCUCCAAGCAGCCGCCUACCAUGCCAUUCCUUAGCCCCAAGAAGCCGCCUACCAUCCCAUUCCCUAGCCCCAAGCAGCCUUUCUAG
This is a messenger RNA of Protopterus annectens (West African lungfish), 726 nucleotides long. RefSeq names its product extensin-like. The record is from RefSeq and is a predicted model, not a curated record. The transcript has a single exon. Lineage: Eukaryota; Metazoa; Chordata; Ceratodontiformes; Protopteridae. The coding region runs from base 1 to 726 and encodes 241 amino acids.